Molecule: messenger RNA, 3034 nt
Organism: Drosophila grimshawi
Lineage: Eukaryota; Metazoa; Arthropoda; Insecta; Diptera; Drosophilidae
Gene: Cf2
Product: chorion transcription factor Cf2
Exons: 5
Coding region: 348-2060 (570 amino acids)
Biological process (GO): regulation of transcription by RNA polymerase II
Cellular component (GO): nucleus
Molecular function (GO): RNA polymerase II cis-regulatory region sequence-specific DNA binding; DNA-binding transcription activator activity, RNA polymerase II-specific
Source: RefSeq, a predicted model, not a curated record
UGUCGUCGAUACUUUUUGUUGUACUUGUACAUUUUUCGCCAAAAAUAAUAAUAAAAGUGAAAAGUUAAUGUAUUUUUGUUUCACAAAUACAAAGAAAAUGUUGUUGGAUUGAUUGGCAAUUCCGCCAUUAAACGGCCGUAAUAAAAAACACCCAAGUGCAAUACGUGGAUACGCUGAGUUUGUUCUGCUGAAAACAACACAUAUAAGCGCCUCAUACUAAUCAGCUACUAAUCAAAAAUAAAAUAAUUAUAUAAAGAAAAGAAAAAGAGCAUCUAAAGCGCUUAAAGCCCGCCUGCCUGCCCGCCCGCCUGCCCACCUGCCUGCCUGCCAGUCUUGAUAAAAGAGAAAUGUUAAAGUCUAGCACAAAUACACAGGAAUUGCGUCUGCCACGCCCCGAGGAACAUCAAGGAGCAACACAUCCGCAUCCACAUACGCAUCCACAUCCGCAUCCGCAUCCGCAUACGCAUGCGCAACAUCAGCAGCAGCAGCAGCAGCCGACACAUCAAGUUGCCGCCGUGAUAGCCAACAAUAUAACAUCUGCAUCAGCCGCAGCAGCAGCAGCAGCCGCCGCAGCAGCAGCAGCCGCAGCAGCAGCAGCAGGAGGAGGAGCAGGAGCAGCAGCAGCAGCAGGAGGAGUUGGCAUCAAUAUGGAUACGCUAAAGACAACGUUUCUACCCAAUCUCAGCAUGGAUCCAAAUGUACACAGUUCGCACUAUUGCCCGAUGUGCCCCCAACAAUUCGAUCGUGCCCAGCAUGUUGCCGAGCAUAUGCAACUCUGUCACGGGAUCACCCUAAAUGCCCAGGGUGCAAUAACAACACUCGGCCAGCAUCAGCAACAGCAGCAACAACAGCAGCAGCAACAGCAGCAACAGCAACUGAAAUCGCUUAGCUAUGCGUGUUCCAACUGUGAUGAUAAGUUUGGUAGCGCCCUCGAGGUGGAUGAACACCAUCGGCUGACGCAUCAGACGGCAUUUCUUGCACGCUGCAUUGUCUGCAGCAUUUACGGUGUCAAUUCUGUGACGCAGAAUCCCAACGAAUACAAAUGCUCUCACUGCGGCGCUGUGUGCAAUGCAGCCAUGUUGGCCGCCGGCCAGCAAGCGUAUAUAGAACAUCAGGAGGCGCCGGUGACACCCGAUGAUCUGCCAGCGAUUGCGCCGCGUGACAUGAGACUGACGCCCGAGGAGCAGCAACACCAACAGCAGCUACAACAGGAGCAACAAUUGCAGCAGCAACAACAACAGCAGCAGCAACAGCAGGAUCAUCAUCAUCAGCAUCUCGAGCAGCAGGAGCAACAACGACAGCGUGAACUACAACAACAACAGCAGCAGCAACAGCAGGAGCAUCAGGAAGAUUUGAGUGAUCCGACAGCGUUGAAGGUGCCGCCGCUGACAGUUAAGCUGCUCAAGAAUGGCAAUGGUGCAACGGUAACUCAUCCCCAGGUGAUCAUCAAGGAGGAGCCGCUCAGUUUGAGCGAUAGCGGCGAUGUUGUCAAUGCAGUGCCUGUCUAUGCCAUACAAGCGAAUCCUGGCGUUCAACCGGCUGGCACACCCGGCGCCACAACCAGUGUCCUGGUCAGCACAAAUACGCAAACGGUGCCCGCUGAUCUGGCGCACAAGAUCCGGCACAAAUGUCCCGAUUGCCCCAAAACGUUCAAGACGCCCGGCACGCUGGCCAUGCACCGCAAAAUCCACACGGGCGAAGCAGACGCCACGCCCAAAGAACGCCCCUACACGUGCUCCUACUGCGGCAAGUCCUUCACUCAAUCGAAUACACUAAAACAGCACACUCGCAUACAUACAGGUGAGAAACCAUUUAGAUGUGGCUAUUGUGACAGGGCGUUCACUGUUAAGGAUUACCUGAACAAACAUUUAACGACUCACACGGGUGAAAAACCGUUUCAUUGUGGCUACUGUGAGAAGUCCUUCAGCGUGAAGGACUAUCUCACGAAACACAUACGCACACACACCGGCGAAAAGCCGUACACCUGUCCGUACUGUGACAAACGAUUUACGCAACGAAGCGCACUCACCGUGCACACGACAAAGCUGCAUCCGCUCUAGGAUAGGCCCAGCGGUGGGCGCACAAUAAUAGUUGACCCAAAGAAACCCUAAGUAACGAGAAUAUUCGAUUGUGGACUGGAACUACUACUGGAGUCGAGCAACUGGACGGGACUGACGGAGGAGCGAAGAGCAACUGAAAUGAAAGACGUUUUCAAAGACGACACAACUUUAACAAGCAUCGGGUGGAGACAAGCACGCAACCAACGACUGGCAAAUCUUCAAAGUGCUGCUAGACUUAAAAUUAGAAUUUUUGCAAUCUAAAAUGAAAACAAAAAUUAGUAAAAAACAAGAUGAAAAAGAAUAAUAAUAACAAAUAGUAACAAAUUGUACUACAACACACUCAAAAACACAAGAGAAAAAUGGCGUUUUCUAUUUGUUAAGUUAAUGCAAUCGAUAUUUGAUUUGGUUAAUUUGAUUUUCCUUUUUAUUGUAAUUAUAAUAUUUGUCAUGUCAUGUCAUAUACAACAUUAGUCAUAAUUUUGUUAUUCUCUGAGAUUUUAAUGCAUAUUAUUUUGUAUCGUAACGGAUAAACCUUUUUAUAUACGCACACACAUACAUAUACACCUACACCCAUAUCCACAAUCACACCCAUACACACACACACACACACACACAAUUUUACACAUCUCUACUAUUUAUACAUAUAAAGAGAAAUAUUUUUUAUCAAAUAUUUAAAUGAUUUAAACUUGUUUCAAGGUAAAACUCAUGUUGACGAUAUUUAACUACGCGCAAAACUUAAAUUAAUUAAUUUGUUUUAUAAACAUUAAAACACCAUUACACGCACACUUUAUUCGAACAAGAACUAAAAAAAAAAAGAAAAAGAAAAAAAACAAAACAAACCCCAAGUUAUUUAUUCUCAAGCUUGAAAAAUAUGAUGAAUUUUUCGAAAUUUUUUACUCAAACAUAGAUGAAAACUCUAAACGCUUUUGCUUAAUUUGCAUACGAGCAGGAUCUCGUUUGUUUGGCUUUAAAUU